This is a messenger RNA of Carya illinoinensis, 667 nucleotides long. Its product is annotated as putative calcium-binding protein CML19. The transcript has a single exon. Lineage: Eukaryota; Viridiplantae; Streptophyta; Magnoliopsida; Fagales; Juglandaceae. Gene Ontology annotation, molecular function: calcium ion binding. Bases 173 to 598 code for a protein of 141 amino acids. The record is from RefSeq and is a predicted model, not a curated record.
CAGGUUCGGUUUCAGCUUUCAAAAUUGUUCAUUGCCAACGUUAUUUGUUGUCGUGAGUAAUAGCAAGUGCUUGUUCUUGAUAAUUUCUUCUUCUUCUUCUUCUUAUACGUUGAAGACAAGAAGAUUGAAAAAGUAAUAUUUUCGCCAUACAGAAACUUAAACUAAAGCUAGAAUGGACAAACACACACAAUAUGAGCGUGUGUUCAACUACUUUGAUGACAACGGAGAUGGGAAGAUUUCAGCCUCGGAGCUGCAGCAAUGUGUGGAGGCAAUAGGUAUUGGGGAGCUUUCGCUCGAGGAGGCAGAGGCGGUGGUGGAGUUGCUCGACUCUGACGGCGACAGCAUGGUGGGUUUGGAGGACUUCGUCAGGUUUGUUGAAGGAGGAGAGGAGAAAGAGAAGGUGAAUGAUUUGAGGGAGGCAUUUAAGAUGUAUGAGAUGGAUGGCUGUGGAGGUAUCACACCCAAGAGUCUUAAGAGGAUGCUUAGCAGGCUGGGUGAGUCCAAGACUAUUGAUGAGUGCAGGAUGAUGAUUCAUCGAUUUGAUCUCAACGGUGACGGGGUCAUUAAUUUUGAUGAAUUUAGGUCCAUGAUGUUAUGAUUAUUUCUUUGUAACUUAUUUAUUGGUUAUUCACUUCACAUUGAUGGAUUCCCUAUCUGGGUUAUUUCA